UUCAAUAUACCCACCACCCUGUGUGUGAAAAGGGUGCCCCACAGGUUCCUAUUAAAUCUUUUCCCUCUCCCCUUAAACCUAUGGGCUCUAGUUUUUGAUUCCCCUACCUGGGUAAAAUAAUGCAUUCAUCCUAUCCCCCCCUCAUGAUGUUUUAGACCUCUAUAAGAUCACUUCUCUUCCUGCACUCCAAGGAAUAAAGUCCUAGCCUGCCCAGUCACUACUAUUAGCUCAGUCCUUGCCAACUAUCGGUCCCAUUCACACUAGUUCUAUGUUAUCCCACUUUCUCAUCCUCUCCAUACACACUAGUGGCAAUUUACAGACACCAGUUAACCUACAAACCCAUACAUCUUGGGGAAGUGGGAGGAAACCGGAGAACCGCGAGCAAACCCACGCGGUCACAGGGAGAACGUGCAAACUCUGCUCACGCGCACACAGACACACGACCCGUGGUCAGUAUCGAACCAGGAUCUAUGCCAUCUGGCCAUCGUACUGCCCUCAAGUUCUUGAUUCCCUUACCUUGGGGAAAAAGACUGAGCAUUCACCCGAUCUACUCCCUUCUUGAUUUUAUCCAAAUCACCCCGUCAACCUUCUACACUUCAAGCAAUACAAUCCUAGCCUGCCCUGUGUGGAAGGAACAAACAGGCAACGGUGUCGGGUCCCUUCUUCAGACUGCAGAAGAGUCCAGUUGUGAAAUGUAACCCAGUCUGAAGAAAGGUCACAGCUUGAAAUGUCCAUUCCUUCCAUAGAUGCUGCCUGACCCAUUGAGUUCCUCCAGCACUUUGCGUUUUGCUGAAGGUUCCAGCAUCUGCUGCUCCGUGUGUCAGCAUUCACUGCUGCGUUGGUCCAGAAUUAUCGAAUGGGUGAACCAUCUCGAUUCCCUCCCGAGGUACCCACCCCGUAACCGCCAGGUCCACUCCCUUCACUCCAAAUGUGGACCCCGGUUUUCUGUAGUGAGCCGAGAGAGACUGUCUUUGACCAGCCAGCCUCGCGGGCAGGGGUUGACAAAUCCCACGUAUCAAGUCACAAAAUAUGAUAAAGGUCUUUAGGAAACCCUCCCACCAUCAACAUUAUGAGGCUCAACCCUCACCAGCAAUUCAACUGGAUGUUGCCAUCAACUCUUUAUCAUCACUGGGCCUAAAUCAAGCAAUCUGAUCGUGCACACCACCUACACCAGAAGGAUCACAGAGAUGGGUGAAGAUGGAUCAACAUCUACACCAAGGCAAGUAACAUUGGGCCUCAGUAAUAAAACACACCCCACCCCCUGAAAAAUGAAUCAGAACCAAUGAUCCCUGCUGUUCCUUGUUUGCCAAACUCAUUGGCCCAUAGAGUCACAUAAAACUGUACAGCACAGAAACAGGCCCUUCAGCCCACUUUGUCCAUGUUGACCAAGUUGGCAUACUGGGCUAGUCUCAUUUACGUGCAUUUGACUCCUAAAACCUUCCUAUCAAUAUAUCUGUCCAACUGUCUUUAAAAAAAUUGGAAUUGUAUCCACUUCUAUAGCUUCCUAUGGCAGCUCUUCCAGAUAUGGACUACCCGCUGAGUGAAAAAGUUGCCCCUGAGGUCUCUCAUAUCUCUCACCUUUAGAACCCUGUACAAUGGCGAAAAAGACUGAACGUUUAAUUUAUCCAUGCCCCUCAUCCUGUACAUCUCAAUAAGGUCACAACGCUCCCAGCCUAUCCAACCCCUCAUGGAGUAAUACAGCACGGAAACAGGCUCUUUGACCCAACUUACCCACAUCUACGUUAGUCCUAGAAACAUAGAAAAUAGGUGCAGGAGGAGGCCCUUCGAGCCAGCAUCGCCAUUCAUUGUGAUCGUGGCUGAUCGUCCCCAAUCAAUAACCCGUGCCUGCCUUCUCCCCAUAUCCCUUGACCCCACUAGCCCCUAGAGCUCUAUCUAACUCUCUUAAAUCCAUCCAGUGUUUUGGCCUCCACUGCCCGCUGUGGCAGGGAAUUCCAUGAAUUCACAACUCUCUGGGUGAAAAAGUUUUUUUCUCACCUCAGUCUUAAAUGGCCUCCCCUUUAUUCUAAGACUGUGGCCCCUGGUUCUUGACUCGCCCAACAUUGGGAACAUUUUUCCUGCAUCUAGCUUGUCCAUUCCUUUUAUAAUUUUAUAUGUUUCUAUAAGAUCUCCCCUCUGCCUGCCUUCUCCCCAUAUCCCUUGAUUCCACUAACCCCUAGAGCUCUAUCUAACUCUACCUACUUGCAUUUGGCCAAUAUCCCUCUAAACCUCCUAUCCAUGUACCUUUUUUAAAUGUUUCUUAAACAUUGCGAUAGCACCUGCCUCAGGAGGUAGUUGAGGCAGGUAUUAUCACAAUGCUUAAAAAAAAAACAGCAAGUACAUUGAUAGGUUAGUUGAUAUGGGCCAAAUGUAGGCGGUUGGGACUAGUGUAGAUGGGGCAAUGUUGGUCGGCAUGGGCAAGUUGGGCUGAAGGCCCUGUUUCUACACUGUAUGACUCUAAACACCUGCAUGCCAUUGGGAUGUGGGAGGAAACCGGAAUACCCGGAGGAAACCCAUGUGCUCACGGGGAGAACGUGCAUACUCCUCACAGAAAGACUGCACCCGAGGUCGGGCUUCCUGCCGGGCCGCGGCUGUGGGCUGGGAACGCAGCCGGAAACCUUUAUCGGGGUGCCGCGGUCUCAAUGCCACCCUGAUAUCCACGUAGAAGCCCGGGUCGGAGUCCGGGUCGGCACCACGGAGGCGUGAAGUGGGGGCGUCGACGGUCGAUGAGACCGCAGGGUGGACCACUGUGGGGGACAAAAGACGGAGCCGGCAUGUUUUGUAACUUUGUCAGUGCCGUAGGUGGCCGCUAUUUGUAUACAUUGGGUAUGCAAGCAAAGAAUUUCACUGUGCCAUGUCACAUGUGACAAUAAAGUAUUCCAUUCCUUCCAGGAUUAAACCCGGGUCUCUGGCGCUGUGAGGCAGCAGCUCUGCCACCCUCAUUCUUAGGUCUUGCCUUCUGAGCAAAUGUAUCAAUGUAUGUGAACAGCUUCCCAGAAAGGCACAGUGGUAGAGUUGCUGCCUUACCGCGCCAGAAACCCAGGUUCGAUCCUGACUACGGGUGCUGUCUGUACGGAGUUUGUACAUUAUUCCCGUAACGACGUGGGUUUUCUCCGGGAGCUCGGUUUCCUCCCAUAGUCCAAAGAUGUGUAGGUUUGUAGGUUGAUUGGCUUAGGUAAAAAUAAAUUGCAAAUUGUCCCCAGUGUGUAAGAUAGUGCUUCUGUACUGGAUGAUCGCUGGUCGGUGUGGAUUCAGUGGGCCGAAGGGAUGGUUUCUGCGCUGUAUCUCCAAACUAAAUUAAACUAAACAACUCCAUUGCAACAAUUGUUGCUCACCCAGCUGUGGCGGUGGGAAGUUCUCCGUUCCGCUCGGCUGAAGAAUGCUUUGUACCUUGGACACCCGCCAACCUUCCAUGACACCGCUCACAAUGGUGGUGCACUGUUCCAGUAAUAGCCCUGUCUCACUGCAGCCCUUCAAUGCAGCGGGGAAGUUCAACACAGAAGGGUGGAGAUACUCAGCAGGUCAGACAGCAUCUGUGGGGGCAGGAGAGAACUGAUGAUCUCUCAUUCGAAAUAACUCCAUGUGGGUUACACACGUGCGGCUGGUGCCUAGCCAUGGAAAUUGGAUCGGUGUUAGAGAGUCAUGCAGCAAGCAAAGGCCCUUUGGCCCAACUUAUUCAUGCCGAGCAACAUGCCCCAUCUACGCUCAUCCUAUUUGCCCGCAUUUGGUCCAUAUCCUUCUAAAUCUUUCCUGAUCAUAUACCUGUCAAAUGUCUUUUAAAUGUUGUAUUGUACCAGCCUCAAUUGCCUCCUCCGGCAGCUUAUUCCGUAUAUCCACCACCCUCUGUGUGAAAAGCUGCCCCUAUUAAAUCUUCCAUCUCAACUUAAGCUCAUGUCCUCUGGUUCUUAAUUCCCCCUACCCUGGAUAAAAGAAUGUGCAUUAACCCAAUCUGUUCCCCCUGAUUUUACACACCUCGAUAAGAUCACUCUGCAGUGUCCUGUGCUCCAAGGAUUAAAGUCCUAGCCUUCCAAACCACUCCCUGUAGCUCAGGCCCUCGGGUCCUGCAACAACCUCAUAAAUCUUCUCGGCACACUGUCCACAUAAUGACAUCUUUCCUGCAGCAGGAUGACCACAACUGAACACAAUACUCCAAGUGCACCCUCACCAACCUCUUGUACAACUACAAUUUCUCUUUAAGAGAGUGAAAAAUGUUUAAUUGGCAUCUGCACUGACAACAAAACAAUUAAAUCCUUACAUGCCUCAGCAUAACAGGCUUGUGAGCACAGAUAAAUAUCUCAUAAUCAGUACUACAAUAAAUCAAUAAUCGUAAUUCAAGGAAACCAUAAUAGAGAAAAAAUGAAGUCCGCAGUGCAACCAGAGACACAGUCCACAGAAGAUCACAGUUGCUGAGGUUAGUGUUGUGCAGUGUUCAAGAGCCUGAUGGUUGCUGAGAAGAAGCUGUUCAUGAACCUGGAGUUCCUGUACAUGACUCCUGUACAGGAAGUGCAAAGAGAAAAGUCCUAGAGUACAGAAUAUAUUGUUACAGCAUCACAGGUACAGAGAAAGUGCAGAUGAAAAAAAAUGGUGCAAGGUCCGAAAUGAGGUAGGUUGGAAGAUCAGGACAACACCCUAACAUUUGGAAGGACGUUUCAGAUAACAAAAUUUUAGACAUUUUUAUUUUAGAGAUACAGCGCGGAAACAGGCCCUUUGACUAAUGGAGUCUGCUCCGACCAGCGAUCACCCCGUACAAUAGCACUAUCCUACACACUAGGCUCCAUCGUUCCUAUGCGCACCUAGAUAAGCCAGGAAGCACUGUGAGAGUCAUGUUCUCCAGUGCUUUUAACACCAUCUGGUCUGCUCUGCUAGAGAGCAAACUGAUGAAGAUACGGGUGGAUGCUCCAUUGGUGUCCUGACUCACCAACUACCUGACUGGACGACCACAAUAUGUCAGGCUACAGAACCGUGUCUCACACAUGGUAGUGAGCAACACAGGGCCCCCACAGGGGACGGUCCUCUCUCCCUUCCUGUUCACCAUCUACACCUCGGACUUCAGAUACAACUCGGACUCCUGCUACCUACAGAGGUUUUCAGAUGACUGCAAUUGUGGGCUACAUCAGUGAGGGGAGGGAAGCUGAAUACAGAGGUGUGGUCAACAACUUUGUGGAGUGGUAUGGGCUGAAUCACCUGCAGCUCAACACCGACAAGACUAAAGAGUUAGUGGUGGACUUUAGGAGGAGAGGAACACCCCUGUCUCGAAAAAAACUACAGCGGGCCGGAUGAUUUCGAGUUACGGGCUGCAUUCGUAGGUUGCCGGGCCCUGGUGUAAGGUAACAAUUCUACCACUGUGCUACCCUCUAGUGGGGGAAAAGGUGUUGCUGAGUCCGGUUGUAUAUGUUGUGAUCUCAUUACCAGCAGAUCAGAGCCCUGCACUGUGUUACUGAGGUGGUGGAACAGGUAACUCAAUUAUCAGGAAUGAGGAAGUGCGGAGAACUCUCUCCACCUCUUGGCACAGAUUACCUUCCAGUAUAAAGACCGUCUCAGCAGCUGACGCCCAUCUGUAUCUGUCACACUUGCCUGCUCAUCGCCAGCCCAUGAGACACCAGAGUCGUCUGCAAACCCCAGACCUGGUCUCCCUCAGUGAGAGGCUUGGAAGGGUAGACAUCACCUCCAGGACACCGCGUUGCAACCCGAUUCAUUCAGCUGAAGUCCUGUCAGGUGCCGGCUAUGGACCAGGCGGAGGGUGCGGUCAACAGCGCUGGACCUUUCACCGCCCGCGGCACUCUGCUCCUCACCUGUGUGCUGCCCACCUCCUGCCCCUCCAACAGCCAGAGUGAGUCGCUGGACCUGGAGAUGCCCACACACUCCACAGUGUGGACCCUCCGCCUGUUGGCCUGGAGCCAGGCUGCCGGGCACAGUGCCACGCCCAGCCUCUACCAGCUGAACUCCCCCCACCACUUCCGGCUGCUGUACAGGAAGGGUCCCACCUGGUACGAGAUGUUGGAGGACCAGCAUACCCUGGCCUCGCUGGGGGCGGUGAGAUAUUGGAAGAGCUUGGGCCUCAAGAAGGGUCAGAUCCACCUGGAGCCCCAACCCAAGGAGACCAGAUCCAGCCAGGACUUUUGGAACGGGCUGACCAACCUGGUGGGUCUGGAUGUCCGGUCCAGAGUGGCCAGCCAGCAGAGUGAACUGAAUUGGGCACGCAGGAUGUUUGCGGUGGUCAGGCAAGUGGAUGUCCAACGGCGGGACGGGAGAGCCUUCGCCAUGGAGCCCUGCCUGGUGUCCAGCCCCCUCCCUCAAGGUCUCCUGCCCCAGGUCGACAGGGAGAUGGCGGUGACCAUCUAUCAUGCUGGCACCAGCCGGAAGAUGAAGGUGGACCUUCGCUACACUCCGGGCGAGGUUGUGCAAGCCUACCGUGAGGUAACGCCACCAGAGGUCGCCCCUGACCUGGUCUUGAAGGUCUGCGGGCGCCAGGACUACCUCACCGGCUGCCGGCCGCUGGUGGACUUCUCCUGGGUCCGCCACUGUCUGAAGAACAAGGAGGAGGUCCACCUGGCAUUGGUGGAGGCCCCGUGCGCAGAGGAGGAUGGGGUGGACGGUGUGGAGUGGCCACUGGUGGACGAGGCCACGGAGCUGACCACUGGACACCAGGAGCUGGAUGGGGAGGAACCCCCCAUCAUCUCGCUCUGGGACUGCCACCACCGCUUCCGGGUGAAGCUCCUGGGCUUGGACCUCCCCGCCCCGCCCAGCGAUGGGCCUCCCGCAGUCUACGUGGAGGCUGCCGUGCUCCAUGGGGCCAGUGUCCUGUCCUCCGUCGCCUCACCCCCACGACCCCUUGCCCAAGAGAUGAUGUGGAACGUCUGGCUUAGCUUGGACAUCCGGGUGGAGAACCUGCCCCGAGGAUCACGGCUGAGGCUGGCAGUCUACGGGCUAGACGACCAGACACUCCCGUCCUGGGACCCCAGGCAGAGUCCAAGGGAAGGGAACCCUGGGCAGGGCAAGGCUGGACAUCUACACUCGGUCAGUCUGCUCCUGAUAGACCACCACUCGCUCCUGAGGCAGGGUGAGUACGUGUUGCACAUGUGGCCGGGAUCCAGGGACAACCAAGGAGCGGACCUGCUGAGCUCCCAAACCAACCCCGAGCUCGUGACCUCUGCUGCCAUCUGCAUCUUGCUUGACACCUACCAUCGACCAGUGGCUUUGCCCGGACAAUCAGACAAGGAGUCGGAAUCGUCAUACUUCGGGCAGACAUCCCACGGUGAGAAGAGGGACCUGCUGCAGCGGUUCAGGGAAGAGUGCGGGCUCUACAGCCGCCCGCUGCCCAUUUUCUUGGCCACGGUGCAGUGGGGAGACCGCAGUGUGGUACAGGAGGUUCACUGGCUCUUUCACCGCUGGCAGCCCCAACAGCUGGACCUGGCGGUGGCCCUGGAGCUGCUCGGUGCGGACGUCGCUGACCGUGAAGUCCGCAAAUUGGCGGUGAGGCGGCUGGAGGGCUUGGACAAUGACCAUCUCCUGAGGUAUCUCCUCCAGUUAGUCCAGGUACUGAAGUUCGAGCCGUACCACGACAGCAGCCUGGCCAGGUUCCUGAUUGGUCGCGCGUUGACAAGCAAGAGGAUCGGACAUUUCUUCUUCUGGUACUGCCGUGGCGAGGUGAUGGGAUCACCCUCAUUCUCGGACCGUUACUCAGUCACCCUGGAAGCGUACUUGCUGGCAUGCGGCCAAACCCUUCUGCAGGACUUCCAGCGGCAGGUCCAUCUGGCCAGCUCCCUCGGACACGUGGCCACCAGCCUCAAGGCGGUCAUCGCUGAGAAAGGAGAUGUCCCUUCCAACGCCGCAGCCUUGCUGCACGAACUGUUGCGACAGGCGGAUCUCCCCCAGAACGUGGUGGCUCCGUACAACCCCAGCCUCAGGGUGGGGCGCAUCCUGGUGGAGCAAUGCAAGGUUCUACCCUCCAAGAAGAAGCCGCUUUGGUUGGAGUUCACCCCCGCUGACCUCAGUGACCCCCACGGCCGGCCAAUCUGCAUCAUCUUCAAGCAGGGCGAUGACCUGCGACAGGACAUGCUGGUCCUCCAGACUCUGGUGAUAAUGGAUUCCAUCUGGCAGGAAAACUCGCUCGAUCUGAACCUCACCCCCUACGGGUGCAUAGCCACCGGAUACAACAUGGGGAUGAUCGAGGCGGUGGGAGAUGCGAUGACCAUUGCAGCCGUGCAGCGCCUGAAGGGCGGCAACAGUGGUGCCUUCAAGAACGACGCGCUGCACGAUUGGCUGCGGUCUAAGCUGCAGGUGGAGGAAGCGUAUCAGCAAGCGAUGGAGACCUUCGUCACCUCCUGUGCCGGAUACUGCGUCGCAACGUACGUCCUGGGCAUCGGAGAUCGACACAACGACAACAUCAUGAUCACAGAGCGAGGGAACCUAUUCCACGUUGACUUUGGCCACAUCCUGGGCAACAGGAAGCGGUUCCUGGGCCUCAGGCGGGAGCGGGUGCCCUUCGUCCUAACCCCAGACAUGCUAUUUGUGAUGGGGCGGCUGAACAGAAGGCCCAGCCUCUACUUCCAGCGCUUCAAGGACACCUGUGUCCAGGCGUACCUGAGCCUGCGGUCUCACUCCUCGCUCCUCAUCACCCUCUUCUCGCUGAUGCUGCGGACAGGACUCCCGGAGCUGAGCUGUGCGCGGGACGUUGAAUACUUGCGGGAGGCGCUGGCUGUGGGCAGUGAAACCCCAGCCGCGCACCAACACUUCCUCAGCUGCAUCAGCGAGUGCGAGAGCCUGGGCUGGACCGUACAGGCCAACUGGUGGAUCCACAUGUGGAUGGGCAUUAAACAAGCCUGACCCCAGCUGCAGAGACUGACUGGUGUGGGACAGCACUGACCGGUGUGGGACAGGACUGACCGAUGUGUGUGGGCACUGACCAGUGGGAUGGGAGUGACCAGUGUGGGACGGGAGUGACCAGUGGGACGGGAGUGACCAGGUGUGGGACAGAGUGACUGGUGUUGGACGGAGUGACCAGUGUGGGCUGGGUGUGUUGGGAUCAUGCCCGCAGUGCUGCGCUCGAGGGAGUUUCAAAGUACCAUCAAUGGCACAAUGACAUUUUUAACUUGCUGUGGUUUAACAUGCCCAUAAACACAAUAACAUGCCAAUAAAUAUAUAAUAACCAAUAAUACAAUAAAUUAAUAAUAAACCCCGGGAAACAAUAGUGCUAAAACCAAAGUCUGUAGUGUAACCAAAGACAAACUAAAGUGUUGUGCAGUGUUCAAGAGCCUGUUGGUUGCUGGGCAGAAGCUGUUCCUGAACCUGGAGGUCACGGUUUUCAGGCUCCUGUACCUUCUUCCCGAUGGUAGCAGUGAGAUGAGAGCUUGGCCAGGGUGUUGUGGGACUGUGAUGAUGCCGGCUGCAUUUCCGUGGCAGAUGUAGAUUCUUUCAACGAUGGGGAGGUCAGUACCUGUGAUGGGUCGGGCAGUAUCCACCACUCUGUAGUCUCCUUCGUUCCUUGUCGUUUGAGUUACUGAAGCAGGUCCUGAUGCAACCAGUCUGUAUCCGUGGAAGCAGAUUACGACAUUUAGACAGAUGUGUGGAUAGGAAGGGUUUAGAGGGAUAUGGGCCAAAAACAGGCAAAUGGGACUAGCGAAGGAUGCUAGCUUGGAUAAGGUGGGCUGAAGAGACUGCUUUUGUGCUGUAUAGCCCCAUUACUCCAUAUUCAGGAAGUUGGAUGUAGUUCUUAGGGUUUGAGAGACCAAGGGGUAAUGGAGGUGAAUGUACGAGUCAGGUGAGUGAGGUUAGAUGAUCAAGGAAGUGAUAGUAUUGAACGGUGGGACAGGUUUGAAGGGUGGCGGGACCAGUUCCGGCCCACUACUCCCCAUGUCCCUCUGAAUCUCGAUGGUGCAUCGAUGGUGAACAAACGACUCCCAGCACUUGAUUUUUUAUUAAUUAUUACUUUGAUCUGAGGAUAGGACAGUGCGGUUGUCAUGGCGAGAGAGGGGGAGGAGAAGAAGGGAGCGGAACAACAAAUAGUUAGUCAAACCACUGGGCAGAGAAUCGAGAGCGAGUAGCGGGCACAGGAUUCUGCCAGAGAGGUACGUGCCUGAGCAACCUUCUCAAUCGCGGUGGGUGGGGGGACUUGUUACACUGAUCCACAGCCCCAUGGGUUUAAGGUUAGUUUAGUUUUAGAGACACAGUGUGGAAACAGGCCCUUUGGCCCACCGAGUCCAUGCUGACCAUUCACAUUAACAUAUCUUAUUCCAUUUUCUCAUCCACGCUGGGGGGUAUUAUCAAAACUCCAAUUAAUCAACAAACCCGCAUGUUUUUGGGAUGUGGGAGGAAACUGGAGCACCCGGAGGAAACCCAUACAGUCACAGGGAGAACGUACAAACUCCAUGCAGGUGGCACCCAUAGUCAGGAUUGAGCCCGGGUCCCUGGGGCUGUGAGACAGUGGCUCUACCGCUGCACCUGUGUGGUGCCCCAUUAAGUUUAUGAUCUCAUGGGCAGCACUUGUCUGGGGGAGGGGUGGUGGGAUUGAGGACCGUUGGAAUCUAGAACCUGCUGAACCAGUGUGAUUGCUGUGGGGAUCCAUGGCAAGGGGAUGAAGAGAUCGGAGAGAUGACCUUUGCAAGCUGGGGGUCACCUCCCAUAUCCAGCACACGCAGCGACGGUUUAGGCUUGUUAUUGUCACCUGCAGUGAAACGCUUUGUUUUGCUUGCUGUCCAAACAGAUAAGAUAAUACUUUACUUAAAUACAAUCAAGCCAAACUCAAGUGCAAUAGGUAGAGCAAAGGGGAAGAUACAGAGUGCAGAAUAUAGUCCUCAGCAUUAUUGCUCACCAGUUCCAGAGUCAAAGUCCAAUGUCCACAAUGGGGUAGAGGUGAAUCGAACAGUACCCUGGCUUAUGGAAGGGCCGUUUAGAAGCCUGAUAACAUUGGGAAAGAAGCUGAUCCUGAGUCUGGUGGUGCGCUCUUUCCUGCUUUUGUACCUUCUGCCAGACGGGACCGGAGAGAAGAGGGAAUGGCAGGGGUGUGAGUUGCCAGGCCUAUAGGGAGGGGUUGGGCAGUCUAGGACUAUGCUUUGAAGCAAUGGAGGCUGAGGGUGAUCUUAUUGAGGUGUAUUAAAUCAUGAGGGGAUAGAUAGGGUGAAUGCACAGUCUCUUGCCCAGAGUAGGGGAAUCAAGAACCAGAGGACAGGUUUAAGGUGAGAAGAGAAAGAUUUAAUAGGAACCUGAGGGGCAGCAUUUUCACACAGAUUGUGGUAGGGUGUAUGGAAUGCAUUGCCAGAAGAGACAUAUAGACAAAUACAUGGAUAGGAAAGGUUUAGAUGGAUAUGGGCCAAAUGCAAGGAUACACCACUAACCCUGAAUACCACGCUGGUCAGCAUGGAUCUGGUGGGCAGAAAGACCUGUUUCCGUGCUAUUCAGCUCGUCUAUGAGAGCAUUAAGCACAAGGCACUGGUCUAGACAAAGGGCAGGCACUUGAGUCGCACAGGGAAACAGGUCAUUCGGCCCAUCCAUGACAACCAAGCUGCCACAUCCAAGCUAGUCCUAACUGCCUACAUUUGGCCCAUUUUCCUCUAACCUUUCUUAUUCUUAGCUUUUAAAUGCUGUUGUAAUACCUGCCUCCUCUGGCAGCU
Leucoraja erinaceus (little skate) is the source of this 11606-nucleotide messenger RNA. RefSeq names its product phosphatidylinositol 4,5-bisphosphate 3-kinase catalytic subunit gamma isoform-like. Gene Ontology annotation, biological process: phosphatidylinositol 3-kinase/protein kinase B signal transduction; phosphatidylinositol-mediated signaling; cell migration. Lineage: Eukaryota; Metazoa; Chordata; Chondrichthyes; Rajiformes; Rajidae. Gene Ontology annotation, molecular function: 1-phosphatidylinositol-4-phosphate 3-kinase activity; 1-phosphatidylinositol-3-kinase activity. Gene Ontology annotation, cellular component: plasma membrane; cytoplasm; phosphatidylinositol 3-kinase complex, class IA. The record is from RefSeq and is a predicted model, not a curated record. The transcript is spliced from 11 exons. The coding region runs from base 5722 to 8823 and encodes 1033 amino acids.